CCAUGCACUUGCUUAUGGCUUCUUAUGGAAUCUCUAACAUCCUGAAUGCUCUCUACCCUAAGCCUCUGUUACAGAUGCACGUCUCAAACAUAAAUAAGUUUGGAGACAAAAGGUUCAGGAAGAUGAAGGAAAUAGUCUUGGAACUAGAUCAGCGAAUAUGGAUAUGCUUUAUCAGAGGUGCGAGCUUAUAAUGGAUGAUAACUAAAGCAUGCUUGUUCAUAAGCUUCUGGGAGAAAAAUCCGAAUAAUUUCAGAGGUGGGCCGACAUUAAGAGAAACUAGAACCUCUGGAAGACAAUGGAGCUCUAAAUUUGGUGAAUGCUUUGAGGGAUCUCUUUUGUGAAUUUGAAUUUCAGGCUUUCUCAGGGACGUGACUUUUUUCUCUGAUGCCAAGCUUUGUCGUCUUCGCUUUCAGUUGCUGUAGUUUCCUGUAAAGGACUAUGAGGACUCUGAGCCUAUCCCUUCCCUCUCCUCCUUCUUCAUUACCCAAAGACUCCAACUUUGAGCGUCUUGCUCUCUCUCGCAGUUUCAGUGUCCCACAACUUCACAAAGCCAUUUCCACCCUCGACCUCACCCAUCGCCCCCACGACACACACCUCCGCCUCCUCAACUCCUCCAUUCUCCUCAAAGCAUGCAUCAGGUCUCGUAAUUUUGAGCUUGGGAAGCUCAUUCAUCGCAAGUUGAUCGAGUCUGGACUCGAGAUGGACUCGGUUCUUCUCAAUUCACUCAUCAGCCUCUACUCCAAAUGCGGCCAGUGGGAAACUGCGCUUUCUGUAUUCCAGAGUAUGGGUGAUAAUAGGAGGGACUUGGUCUCUUGGAGUGCAAUGAUUUCGUGCUUUGCCAUUAAUAACAUGGAAUAUGAUGCCCUUGUCACUUUUCUUGACAUGCUUGAACAUGGGCUUUGCCCUAAUGAGUAUUGCUUUACGGCAGUUAUCAGAGCGUGUUCUAAUGCUCUGUAUGUUUCCAUCGGGCAUGCAAUAUUUGGUUUUCUAUUAAAGAGUGGGUAUUUCGAUUCCGAUGUGUGUGUUGGUUGUGCAUUAAUUGAUAUGUUUGCGAAGGGCAGCAGUGAUAUUGAUUCUGCCCGUUUGGUGUUUGAGAAAAUGCGGGAGAGAAAUGUAGUUACCUGGACCUUGAUGAUCACACGAUUUGCACAGCUGGGCUGCCCUGGAGAUGCCAUUGAUUAUUUUUUCAGAAUGUUACUAACUGGGUAUAAACCAGAUAGGUUUACUCUAACCGGUGUUGUAUCAGCUUGUGCGGAGUUGGGAUCGUUAUCGCUUGGGCGGCAAUUACAUUCUUGGGUUGUAAGGUCGGGAUUGGCUUCAGAUGUGUGCGUGGGUUGUAGUUUGGUCGACAUGUAUGCAAAAUGUUCGGCUGAUGGAUCAGUGGAACAUUCUAGGAAAGUAUUUGAUCAUAUGCCAAACCAUAAUGUUAUGUCUUGGACUGCACUUAUCACAGGAUAUGUUCAACUUAAUGGCCAAGAUCAGGAAGCCAUAAAUUUGUUUCGUGCCAUGAUUCAGGGUCAUGUGGCACCAAAUCAUUUUACAUUUUCUAGUGUUCUGAAGGCUUGUGCAAAUCUUCCUGAUUUACGCUUUGGUGAGCAGCUUCAUGCCCAAACGGUUAAACUUGGUCUUUCCUCAGUAAAUUGUGUAGGAAAUUCUCUUGUUAGCAUGUAUGCUAGGUCUGGAAGAAUGGAAUGUGCUCGCAAAUCUUUUGAUAUUCUCUUUGAGAAGAAUUUGAUUUCUUAUAACACACUUGUAGAUGCCUAUGCUAAAAAUUUCAAUUCCGAAGAAGCCUUUGAAUUUUUUCAUGAAAUCGAACAAACUGGUGUAGGGGCUAAUUCCUUUACAUUUUCUAGCCUCUUGAGUGGAGCUGCUAGUAUUGGUGCAAUAGGUAAAGGAGAACAAAUUCAUGCUCGAGUUCUCAAGUCGGGAUUUGGGUCAGACCUCUGCAUCAAUAAUGCUUUAAUCUCUAUGUACUCUAGGUGUGGAAACAUAGAAGCUGCUUUACAAGUUUUUGCUGACAUGGGAAAUCGCAAUGUCAUAUCUUGGACUUCCGUUAUAACUGGUUGUGCAAAGCAUGGAUUUGCUUCAAAAGCAUUAGAAAUGUUUUAUGAGAUGCUUGAAGCUAGGGUAAUGCCUAAUGAGGUCACCUACAUUGCAGUUUUAUCAGCAUGCAGUCAUGCAGGUUUGAUCAAUGAGGGAUGGAGGCACUUCAAUUCCAUGUAUGAAAUCCACAGUGUUGUCCCCAGAAUGGAACAUUAUGCUUGCAUGGUUGAUUUGCUGGGCCGAUCUGGGUCACUUUCAGAAGCUAUUGAUUUUAUUAACUCAAUGCCUUUCAAGGCUGAUGCUCUAGUAUGGCGUACAUUCCUUGGAUCUUGUCAGGUUCAUGGUAACACUGAGCUUGGGGAGCAUGCUGCAAAAAUGAUCCUUGAGCAGCAACCUCAUGAUCCUGCUGCCUAUGUGCUACUAUCAAACCUGUAUGCAUCAGAAGGACGAUGGGAAGAUGUUGCAGAAAUUAGAAAGAACAUGAAGCAGAAAAAUUUAACAAAAGAAGCAGGUUGCAGUUGGGUUGAGGUGGAAAACAAGGUGCACAAAUUCCAUGUAGGGGAUACUUCACACCCUGAAGCUGAGAAGAUCUAUAAUGAACUUAAUAACUUGGCUUUGAAAAUUAAAAAGGUUGGCUAUGUCCCUGAUACAGAUUUUGUCCUUCAUGAUGUGGAGGAUGAGCAGAAGGAACAAUAUUUGUUUCAACAUAGUGAGAAAAUUGCAGUAGCUUUUGCUCUUAUUGGUACCCCCAAACCAAAACCUAUUAGGGUAUUCAAAAACCUUCGGGUUUGUGGGGACUGUCAUUCUGCAAUCAAGCAUAUUUCACUUGUAACGGGAAGAGAAAUAAUUGUCAGAGAUGCGAACAGGUUUCAUCAUAUGAAGGAUGGGAUAUGCUCUUGCCGUGAUUAUUGGUGACUGAGAUCGAAGUUACGUCCAAUUGAACAUAGCCUUCUAAAGUGACCUGGACUGACAGAUUGGAAAACUAGUAGCUUUUGAUUGGUGUCUGUACUGGACUAUGCCAGAAAAUUUUCAGAAUGUAUUUUUGACAUUCCAAAAAAAAAAAAAAAAUUAAAUGUAUAUAAUGCACUUUAGAAAGAUGGAGAGAGGCCCAAAAAGAGAUGAUGAAUGUAAAGAUCGCAUGUGAGUCCGUCAAUAAAUAGUUUCUAUUGUGGCACCUUUUCUAUAAAUGUAGAUAAUUUAAUUUUUCAAGGUUGAAA
Neltuma alba is the source of this 3260-nucleotide messenger RNA. RefSeq names its product pentatricopeptide repeat-containing protein At3g49170, chloroplastic-like. Lineage: Eukaryota; Viridiplantae; Streptophyta; Magnoliopsida; Fabales; Fabaceae. Gene Ontology annotation, biological process: RNA modification. The coding region runs from base 439 to 2958 and encodes 839 amino acids. Gene Ontology annotation, molecular function: zinc ion binding; RNA binding; protein binding. The transcript has 2 exons. The record is from RefSeq and is a predicted model, not a curated record.